Formica exsecta is the source of this 1237-nucleotide messenger RNA. It is a transcript of the gene Ddrgk1, whose product is annotated as DDRGK domain-containing protein 1. The record is from RefSeq and is a predicted model, not a curated record. Lineage: Eukaryota; Metazoa; Arthropoda; Insecta; Hymenoptera; Formicidae. Bases 186 to 1064 code for a protein of 292 amino acids. The transcript is spliced from 2 exons.
AUCGAUACUUCCGACAAUCAGCUGGCGCGCUGUCAAGUUUGUCUCGGAAAAGCUACGCAUGAAAAAAAUCAAAAAUUGAAGAUUAAAAAUCGAAAUUUGGCUAAUCAAGACAAAAACAUCUAGAAUUCGUCUUUUCCGAUUGAUGAAAUUUCAAUUUUCAAUCGUUGGAAUAGUAAUCUGCUGAAAUGGAUGUGAAUCUGUUGAUAUUUAUCGCAUCGACGAUCAUUGUAUUAAUUGUCAUAUGUAUCGUUUUCCUACAACGCAGAUCCAAAGGUAUCCAAGAAACACGCGUUAAUGCUCAAGAUGCUGUGGUACAAGGUCGGCCGAUAAGAAGAGCAGCUGGUGUAAGAAAUGUUAGGCAUCGUAUGCAAGGAAAUACUAAUUAUCAAUCACAUGAAGAAGACAACAGACAAGUCGACGAAGAUAAUGACGAUGCAGAUGACAAAAUAGAAUUACCAGAUCAUAAGGUAGGAACUAAAAAACGGGCAAAGCUAGCAGCUAAAGCUGAGAAAAAGCUUCAGAGAGAGGCAGCUGAACGAGAUAGAGAAGAGCGUAAAAAACGAGAUCAACUUUUACAAGAAGAGAAGGACAAGCAGGCUGAGAAAGAACGCGCGGAGGAACUGCGACUAGAGGAAACAGAGAAAAAAGCUAGAGAGGAGAAAGAGAAGAAGGAGUAUGAAGAAUAUUUAAAAAUGAAAGAAGCCUUUAACAUUGAAGAAGAAGGUUACGAACAGGAAAACAAAGAGUGUGAAGAAAACUUAUUGCAAGAAUUUCUGAUAUAUAUAAAGCAGAAUAAAGUUCUGGUCUUAGAAGACUUGGCUGCACAUUUUGGUUUAAAGACAGCUAGUGUGGUAGAAAGAAUUCAAGAAUUGCAGGCAAACGGUAAUUUGACAGGAGUAAUUGACGAUAGAGGGAAGUUUAUUUAUAUUUCGAAGGAUGAACUUCAAUCUGUUGCCAAGUUUGUACAACAACGUGGUAGAAUUAGUAUUACCGAAUUAGCUGAAAAUUCAAAUAAUUUGAUUAAUUUGACUCCUGCAAAAAGUUGUAGUGUUUCAGCUAGCUAGAGUUAUGCUAAGUUCUCUUAUUGUAUAUAUUAUUAUGCAUAAUUAUAUGAUUAAGUGAAUAUAAUUACAAUAUAUUCUAUAAUGAUCCAUCUUGAUUUAUAUUUAUAUAAAAUUUAUUAUAACAUUGUUAUCUGUAUGAAUAAAGUUCUUUUAUAUGGAUUUUAUCCUACUUA